ACACAGACACAAUUUGCUAUUCAUUUGGACUUAGUUUUACUAUUCAUCUGACAAUUUACUAUUUGGAGCUAGAGAAGCUGUGUGUGGCUGGCUGACAAUUUCUCUGUCUCCCUAUGCUGGUCAUAGAGACCCUUGAAGAGAUUGUGGGCCAUUCAUGGAAACAAUGGACAAACGAGGAAUCCAAGGAGACCCAGAUCCGCAAGAUCCGCUGGAGAGGACACACAGAGGGGCAAAGAGAUCGAUCGAUGGGAAGUUGAUUGUUAAUCCUGAUGGUUUAAGAAACCAGCGGAACUCAGAACAAGUAAAUGUCUGCUUUGUGUGCUCUCGAAAGGAUUAUGAGUCCCAGAUUUGCUGGUGUUUGUUGGGAAAACCACCAAGGCCGUUGGUUACCUGGAUUGCAAUUCGUGAUUCGCUGGUCGACGUUAUCGCAAUGGUGAAAGCAGCUUGGACUGCAGUUAUUGUUGGAUGAUGGAUUUUGCCUCUGAGGGAACCUUCUGCUGUAAUGUGUGAUGAUCUGUUGAUGUUUCCUUCUUUUUUCAUGGUCAACGAGUUUGUUUUGGCAUUUACGUAAACUAUUUCUACCAUUUUUGUUUCAGCCUAUUACGAAGAGCAAAUGUGGCCACCUGAUGGUUCAAUCGUAAAUCGGAACUUCCAAAAGAUCACUUAGUGAUGAUGUUAGCAUAUUAGUUAGUCACCUAAUUUAGGACAUGUAAACUCAUGGGUGUUCUGUAUUAUUUCCUAUUAUGUUAAACCUUGAUAUAAUGUUAACCCAUGGAGUGUAAUGCUGCUAUCUAAUGAAAGAUGUCCCAAAAU
This is a messenger RNA of Linum trigynum, 813 nucleotides long. Lineage: Eukaryota; Viridiplantae; Streptophyta; Magnoliopsida; Malpighiales; Linaceae. The record is from the annotation of a GenBank genome assembly.